AGAGUAAUAACACGGCCGAUGUAAAGCGCGCAUUAGAUCCCAGCUCCCUCGCCCCCUCCCCGCAGCAGACGCAGCAUCACGGACCGGAGUCUCCUCCUGUUCCUGUUCCUGUAUAGUCACCGCUCCCUACGGCCGCUGCUCUCAUUGUUCUGCAGCCGAGACCUGUAUUCUCUGAUCCCAGCGAGGUUUCCCCGUACCAGCAUCUGACCGCGAGUUCUACAGAAACAGCAAAGAUGACAGAAGCCGUCCUAAUUGAUAUGUUUAGUGUGGAAUUUAGUUCCCAUUAUUACUGCAUUAACCAGAUUUUGAGUAAAGCAAUGGAUAUUGUUGGGAAAAAUAACGAUCCCGCUAUCUACAUAAUGUACUGCCAAACAUUCGGAUGUGAUAGUAAUGAUGCCCGGGAAAUUUUCUUGCGUGCGAUCAGAUCUUUUCAAGCCUUGAAGAAGCGCAUUGAGUUCAUCGGAACUGCUAGUGUUGCUGCUACUUUGUAUAAUAUUAAGCAAAAGCUGGAUGAAAAAAAUAUAAACAAAGUGAAAAUUAUCCUGCCUCAGCGACGGACUUGUCUGAUGAAGGCAUUCUUAGAACGUCUCUUCACCCAAGUGUACACAUUUGAGUUUGAGUUGUUGGAAUUAAAUUUAGUAGGAAAUGAGAUUGAAAAGACUGUACAGCCUCCAAGCCUGGAACAAACUCUGACAGAAAGCCAGCUUGAACUAGUUGAGAGUGAUAUUCAUAUAUUCCUGGGAAGUCUACUUGGCAGAGGAGAACUCACCAUUCUUAAAUCAUCUUUAAUUCCAGAAAACGUGUUUAAACAUGGGUUUACUACACGCUGUGGUGGUGUAUCAUACAUUCCAGAGCUCUCUUCCUUGAACCUCUUUUCUAGCAGCAAUAGAAAAGAUCCCCCUGCAGUGGUUGCUGAGAACCUGCGUCGUCUAUCUGAGGCUGUGGGAUUUAAUGCCAAGAACUUUUACCUUGUAAAGGCUGCUCAUGCCAAUGAUGUUUGGAUCAUGGGAAAGAAAGAACCUGACAGCUAUGAUGGAAUAGUAACCAAUCAGAAAGGUGUCACAAUAGCAGCUCCCGGUGCAGACUGUAUACCUUUGCUUUUUUCCGAUCCAGUAAAAAAAGCGUUUGGGGCUGCUCAUUCAGGCUGGAAAGGGACGCUGCUAGGAGCUGCAAUGUCCACCGUAAAUGCUAUGACAUCAGAGUAUGGGAGUGAGAUGAAGGACAUUCUGGUUGUUCUGGGCCCGUCAGUGGGACCGUGCUGCUUUACCCUAACACAAGAGGAAGCCCGAGCCUUCCAUGACAUCGACCCACGGUGUGUCCGGCAGCUUGAGUCUCCAAACCCAUACGUGGAUAUCAGAAGAGCAACACGGAUCCUCUUGGAACGUGGCGGGAUCCUGCCCACAAACAUUCAGGAUGAAUUAGUGCUGUGCACCUCCUGUAAUCCGGACCUGUUUUUCUCAAAUACACGCGACGGCGAGAGCUUUGGGACUCAGAUUGGAUUCAUUUGUGCCAAAAAUUAAUGGUUUUUAUUUUUCUGCCUUAUUUGUGAAUGCUUGUAUUUCAUACUCGUGCAUUUUUAUUUAUUUUUUUCACUUUUGAAUUACAGCUGAUUUGUCCUGAGUAAAUAACAGAGAACUGUACUUGAGUUAUAAAUAAGGUUUAAGUUCCGGAAUGGUGACCUACUUCUCUGUAUAUAUUAUUAGAAUGAAAAAGCGGUUCUGUAUUACCUCAUUAAAAGUAUGCAUCAUGAUUCUCUCCUGUCUGAGGACAUUAUAAAAAUUGGUGGAAAGGAAUACGUGGUGGUGUCCCCAUCAACCAAAUGCUGUCUGUUUCCUAGACCACAUUAUAAAAUCCUAUGAGCCUGUUUUCCUAAAUGUACCCCAUUAUGUUUGUGCUGUGAAUACUCACUGGUAUACAUGACUUGGGAGUGUAAUAUGUUGGCUAGAUCAGUCUGGCAGGGGUAAAAAUCCUUAAACUUUAAUCCAAACAGACAUUACAAGGAUACAAAAACAAAGGGGCAAAUAUAAUAGUGUCCGAGUUUACCGGAGGUGCUGGAUGCCUGCUGAUCUCAGAGGAUUUUUAAAGCUGCGAUCAUUUACACGCCAAAACAAUGCCUUGUAAAUGAUUGCUGCAUUAAAUAAACCUCAGAGAUCGCCCAGCAUCCCGCACGUCCGGCGAACUCAGACCCUAUUGUAUAUGCCCCAAAAUAUCUGUUUAGAGUCAGGUCUGGCUCUUCCUGGAAGGUCAUUAAUGAAAUAUGGGAACCAGCCUCCAUUCAUAGUGAGUAUUGGCAGCACUAAUAGUGAGUAUUGGCAGCACUAAUAGUGAGUAUUGGUAGCACUAAUGCAUUCACUGGAAUGCAGAACCUGCAGUGGAGCAGUGUGAAAGUGGAUGCAGUACUGCUGCAUGAAGUACAAAGCUGAAAUGCACAUUGGGCAGUAGACCUGGAUUUGUGACUGUAUUUUGAUAGUUUAUUGUACACAGAAAUAGAAACAGCAACUUUUAGGUCAGUGCUGUUCAAGUCCAGGCCAUAAAGGGUGGUGGCACAUUUAAUGGAUAUCACUAAUCUUCAGAAAACACAUGAGAACCUACAGUGUCUGCCACUUUUGUGUACUGUAUCCUAGGGAGUCAUAGUCAUGAGGAAAACCUGUCUUGUAUCAGUCAUUCUUAAUUAAGCCAAAGGCAGAGCAUUACUUUUACUCGGCAGUAUGAGCUGUACAUAUGUACACAUUGGUGUGCUGUUUAUGUUUAACUGUAGUACCCAGAAUAAUAUCCGGCUUCGUUCAGCCAACCUCUUCCAAGAAUUCUCUGCAGAAAUCUAGAAAACCUUUUUUAAAGUACCAUCUACUCUAUAGCUGUUCUUUUGAUGUGAUAUUUUUUAUGCACACCUGUAUGAUACACUAGGAGGAAUUGGUGUGCUGGCAUCUAGGUCUUUUAUCUAUUUAGGAGUGUGGGAUUUAUAACACUGUGGUCAGGUGAGUGACACAUGGCAUAAGAUCUCACUGUUAACUGUACAAUUAGGGAGGAGAAUGUAUCAAGCUGUGGAGAGAGAGAGAAAGUACUAACCAAGCAGCUUCUAACUUAUUUAACAGACUGUGCUUGAAUACAUGACAGAAGCUAAAUAGUUAAUACUUUAUUUCUCCACUUUCUCUCCAAGAAUACAUCGCCCCUAAAAAGAGAAACUGAUCCAGUCCUUACUUAGCCACUAAAAAUCCAGAAUGAGAGACAGCUGGGGGCUGUUUCUACUGUACGCAAGGUUCACUGUCUUCAGAAGAAACCAAUAUUUUAUUUUUAUAUGCUACCAGUUAUUUUAAGAACAUUCUAUAAUAAAGCAUAAAGAGAUCAUUGUAACUGAACAAAGCAUGUAACCGUCUGAGCCAAUUAUCAAAUCUAUAGUUACAAGCUUGUUAUCUUAUACCCCUUUUCCACUUGUAGCACGGGUCGCAGCCGGGAGCCUGACACCGCUGCGACCCGUGCUACAGCCCCCUUCUACACUCAGCUCACCAACCCGGCAUAUUGCCGGGUCGGUGACGCUGCUGACGCGGCAGUGGUGGCGCUGGGAGAUCACAUGAUCUCCCAGCGCCGCCCUUCCAUACACUGUGAACGGGAGCCGUUUCACAUCGACACGGCUUCCGUUUACACUACAUCAGGCCCGGCCAACCUGUGGCUCUCCAGAUGUUGUGAAACUACACAUCCCAGCAUGCCCUGCCACAGUUUUAGCAUUCCAUAAUAGCAAAACUGUGGCAAAGCAUGAUGGGACUUGUAGUUUUACAACAGCUGGAGAGCCACAGGUUGGCCAGGCCUGCACUACACAGCUUACCGGGUUGAACACGUGUUAAACUCAGCAAGCUACCCGGGUAGGAUUCCCAGAUCACUUGAUCCGGGAAUUUGCAGGGGGGGCCGUUUUCAGUAGGAAAAAACACGGGUAAAUGCGCGCCCCCGCGCAUUUACCCGUGUUUUUAGAGCUAGUGGAAAAGGGGUAUGAGAGAGUAAAUGUAUCUGGCUUAUAUGGCAGGGCUAAUCACAGGAGGCAAAGUUUGUCUUUGCAUAGAUGCCACAAUGGCGCAACAUCUAUGGUCACAAGACGUGGCCAUGAUCCUAUCCUAUAAUUCCAGGGCCCCAAAUGUAUCACGGCACCUAAAAUAAGAGAUAUUGAGCUUGUUCAUUUACUUCUGAGAGCUCUGGGUCAGAGAUUCCCAGUUAUGCUUAUGACAAGGUGAUUAUUAUACACUUGCCCUUUUAAGCACUUUCAAAGGCAUGGCGUGGGUAGAGUCUAUUGUAUCUAUACAGAAUACUAAUGGAUUAGACAAGUGCAAAAGGUGGUUUCUCAUAAUACCUACAUUGCAUUAUAAACGCCUGAAAUGUUACAGUUCCUCAAUUUACUUGUUAUACAUGAACUAGUUACCAGGCUCUCAAAAUGGAAGAGCAAUAUAACAAUGUCAGCCCGACGGUUGUGCACGCCUGGAUGGAGCAACACUUGAAUUGCUCUUUGGGCAUCAUCUAGUGGCUGCUGGUGCACAAAACACCUGAAUUCCCCCAUAGAGGUGAGGAGCAUCAUUAGCCUUUUAUUAUAGGAUAUAAACCAAAAGAAGUGCAAGAUCUCAGUUACCUAGCUAGAGCAGUAUAUAUUGUACACAAUUUCUGGUGAGUGAGUUUCAACAAACUAACUCAUAAGCGGUCUGUUAGUUUAUUGUGCUUGACAUUAACUAUACACUUUAAGCUAGCUUAUCAACUAAAAAUAAAGACACGGACACAACUGUGUUGGAUUAAAUGGUCAUUGAAUUUUUUAAUUGGGAUGACUUUAUUCGUAGUGGGUGGCCAGGAAGACGCUACAACUAAUCCGCUCUAGUCACAGAUCUUACAAAAUGGCGGCGACUAAACGCCCCAACUGAAAUGGCGACGACUGAAACGCUAUAUAUAUAUAUAUAUAUAUAUAUAUAUAUAUAUAUAUAUAUAUAUCCGCAUAACCUGUGUUGUGAAGGUCUCACCACCCCUUACUAUAGCACAGUGAGAACGCUCCCCAAGGAAGCGUCCAUCGCCCCCCUUCAAGGACAGGAUACUCUCCUUCAAAAGGGGGUAAGUGAUCUGCAACACCACGUAUGCUAUGCGUGACCUCUGGCCAGUAGCGCCUUCCCGCCCACUAAUUCAGAAACAAGCGAUAUUAGUAAGCUAAAUUGAAGAGAGACAAAUUAAAAUAGCCAAUAGGGCAGGUGGGUGGGCUUCCAAACCGACAAGAGGAAGGAUCCUGGUAAGCUUUUCCUUACAUACACUAACAACAUCGCCCCUAUACUCACUGAUAGGCUGACCCUAACCAAUUAAAACUCACUACAAACCUUGAUCUGCCUAGCAACAGAUGACCUAUUCCACCAAAUUCACAAAAAUUCAAGCCCCUUAUAUAGAUUUCGUGCCUAGGCAGCCCUCUCCUUAUCUUAUGUUUGACUGUCCUGAAGUAAAAUAGACUGUAAAUUUUUACUUAUUUGCUAGAAUUAAGAUGAUGAUGAAAUCUGGCUUCAAAUUUUUGAGAUUUUCGGGGGGGGGGGGGGGGAAUAAAUCCUGCCAGCAGAUAUCCACAUUUGCAUUUUUUUGUCUGUAAACGUUACAUUUUGCAUGUAUUGUAUAUAAUAAAUGUUCAAUAGUCUUCAGGAGAAUAAUAAAGAAUAAACAAAAUUUUGAUUAUUCUUAUGAA
Molecule: messenger RNA, 5686 nt
Organism: Pseudophryne corroboree (corroboree frog)
Lineage: Eukaryota; Metazoa; Chordata; Amphibia; Anura; Myobatrachidae
Product: purine nucleoside phosphorylase LACC1-like
Exons: 6
Coding region: 234-1520 (428 amino acids)
Molecular function (GO): copper ion binding
Source: RefSeq, a predicted model, not a curated record